AUCUGGUAACCAAAUGCGUGCGCGCGCGCAGAGCGCGCGCCGGCCCACGAAGCCGGCGCGCGCGCUCUGCGCGCUUGCGAUAUUGCUUAGCAAACGCAGCGCGAACGCGAAGGCAGUUGCCGUUACCAUAUAGGGCAACCGCCGGGAGGCGUGAAGGUCAGGGAAAUGGCCAGAAAUGAAGCGGGAGAAGGGAAAAAAAGCGGACCAGAUGGGAAAAUGGCCAGGAGGGCAAAAAUGUCGCAAAAACGGCAGAAACCAAGCGGGAGAAGGUGAAAAAGAGCAUUUUUGCGGUUUGGCCCACUUGAUAUCUGAAAAAGAGACGGACUGUUUUUUGCUCCGCCCGCUGGGCAGCUGCGUUGGAGCAGCAGGUCCGCGACCUGUUCGGAAGCCUUGGGCCGCUUCGUAACUGGAAAAAGUUGGAAAAAAAUGGCAAAAAUUUGCUUCAUAACGUGGGCGGAAGCAAUCGUCGGAUUUUGCCCAGAUCACCCGGGCCACUUAGAAAAUGAAAAAAGAUGAAAAAUUGCGCAAAAACGCAUUCCCUCCGCAGGCUUCAAAACUGCC
Messenger RNA from Amoebophrya sp. A120, 561 nucleotides. Lineage: Eukaryota; Dinophyceae; Syndiniales; Amoebophryaceae. The record is from the annotation of a GenBank genome assembly.